AUACAUUGUGAGAAAAUUCCUCAUUUGAAUAUAGACAUUUUAAAAAUCAUACAACAUUAAUAUAUUUAUUAUAAAUAUUCAAAUUACCAAGUUACAUACUGAUUUCCAUCCAAUAAAAUGCUUUGAUGUCAUAAUACUUUGUUAGUGGACUGCUUAACUUUCUCAGAAAGACAUUUUUAAAGUAACGUUUAAUAUUUAUUUUAUGUUUAAUAUCUCUUAUGUUGUCAUGUUGUUACAGUUGAGACCAAAAUUAUUCAUACCUCAGGCAGAUUUUAAUGAACAAUAAUUCUAAUAAACCAACAAGUUUGUUUCCAGUAGGAAAUGACAGGAGAGAAUCACAAAAAUAUAUAUUAUUUACAUUUUAGAACGAAAAUGAUAUGUCAAAAAUGAUUUAGACCCAAUAAUCAGUGGGAAAAUCCUUAAUGGCAUUAAUUUACAGUAUUCAAAUCAGCAUUUCAGAUGCUACGUAUUAUGGAGAGCGGCGAGAGAACAGUUCCGAAAUUUAAACUACAGUGUUACAAUCUCGACAUUGUUUUUCUCGACAUAGGUGCCAUCCAUCACGUCUAGUUUGCCGAUAGGUCAAAUGGUCAAUAGCCGCAAACAAGGUGGCCUCCUGUCUGCUGUGAGAAUCGAUGCGCCUCGCCCUGGGGAGAAUACAACUGUCCCACAGCACAUCAGAUUCACAUGCAGCCUUUGGGAUCCUUCUGACGUCUCCACGGCUUUGGCAGGAUUGAUCUGUGUUACCAAAGGCCCAGAGCAAGUGGGCAACUGCUGAUGCACCAUCGAUAUGAGCACAUCAGGAUGUAGCCUGUAUGUGGGACACAGGCGAUGAAGACAGAAUGUAUCCAUCUCUCUGCUAUCCUUCACACAAAGCCUUAAGCUGUAUGUGGUUCCUGAAUAGACAUGUGGAUUCAAUUUACUGGUAAUAAAAAAAAGGAUUUAAAAAAGGAUGUUUAUGUUGUUUAAAUUAAAAUCAGACAUCAGUUUACCUGUCUUUUUUUUUAUCCCUUUAGGUAGAAUUUGUACCUAAAUUGGCAAACUAUUUUCAAUAGCUACUGUAUUUUCUAUAGUUUGUGAAGAAAACAUAUUUUGACACGUUUUUACAAACAAGAAGUUGUUUUAAAAAAAUAAAUAAAACGUCACGAUACCGCAAUAACGCCAUUUUAUUGUCAUGAAGCGGUGUGUUGAGGUGGUGAGGCAGACGCUGUAGACCCAGGAUGUGAUAAAUGAAUGAUUUUAAUGGGGAAUGUCCAGCAAAACACAGUCCAAAAUAACGGGCAGCACGGCUCGACGCCGGUAGCAACCGUAAAAAGGAAUGGACAACGGAAACAACACGAACGAGACACACCUGGGAACAAUCAAGGGGAGGACAGGACAACACGGAGACACAGAUACACAGGAAACUCAAAAUAAACACACAGAAAAACACGGAACAUGACACUUAUAUUGUUCAAACGUGAGAACGACACAGUUACAACGCGGUGUAACCCUGUUUUCCUUUUACCUGAAGGACAGCUUCAGUACGCAGCUUUCAGCAGCUUACGACAAGCGUUCGUGUGUCUUGGUAACACGUUUCCGUGGCAACCAUGGAGCGCUCUAACACAAGCAGGAAGCGAGGCCGCGGACGAGGUAAGAGCAGGUAAACAACUUUUUUAAAAAAAACACUGAAACUUUUGACGUUUUUAGCUUCUGCUGAAGCCUUAGGUCUGAAUUUUUUCCACAUGCGUAAUCUCUGAACGCUAGCAGUUGCGUACUAAAUCAUAUUACGUUACGCAUGAAAAGUGAUAUUUGGUUAUGUUGGCAAAUAAAAUAAAAUCCUCCCUACUAGCUUCACUUCUAAGGUUCUGCAGCUCUGUCACUGUGGUUUUGCCUCGCAGGAAGAGUUCCCGUAAAGCUUCAUCUGGUGAGCCGGUACUGCCAGAUGUUGAUCCUGACAGCACUGAGCUGCUGGCGGAGGAGAAACUCUCAGCCCUCCAUAUAGCUUGCCUGUAUGGUGAACUGCAUACUAUCCAGCUCAUAAUAAAGGCCAGGCCGUUGUGGGUCAACCUCGGUGAUUCUAAAGGUCGCCGGCCCCUGCACAUCGUUCUGUCCUCACAGCGGUUCUCCAACACAUACACCAUUUUCAAAUACCUGAUGGAGCAAGGAGCUGAUAUCAACGCUGCAACAAAUUCAGGGGAAACCCCGCUGCACACUGCCGCCAGCAGGGGCCUCCUCAGCUGCACAGAAAUGCUCGUGAAGGCCGGAGCGGAUAUUUUGGCAAGGGACAAAAUGGGACUGACGCCUCUGGACAUGGCGCACAUCUGGAACCACAGGAAGACAGCACGGUACUUGAAGCACUGCUUGUGGUAUUGCGAAAAGCAGGACGAAAUGGAGGAGACACAGUUGACUCAGAUGUUAUACAGAGAGCUCAUAGAUCUGGUCAAGCAGAAAAAUCUGAAUGAAAAGUCCCUUAUUGAAGAGAAGGUUGAAGAGUGGGCAAAGAAGAGAGGCUUGUCUCCGUUGAAGACGCUCACGCCCAGAUCCAAGGCGUCCAAAUACCACAAUAACUGCAGCUCACCAGAGAAGAGCAAGAGGCAACCAAAACCUACCAAGGGAGAGUCCAAACGCAUUCAAGAAAAGAAGGACGUCUCCAAAGCACAGCAGCCCCCCUUACCCGACAGUCCCUGGACUGUCUUUGGCCUCCACCCAGAGAAACCCUGCACAGACCCAGACCUCAGGAAAGAUGUCAUGUUGUUGAAGAACAGCAUCAACCAGAGGCUUCACUACACGACCAAGUGGGACACAGCGCCUCACCUCGCUCCCGACCUGCCUCUGGACAAGAUUCAGAGAUUGUUGUUUCCCAGAGCGUUUUCUUCUCGGCUCAACACGCCAUGGGACUUUGAGCCGCGGGACAUCAAGAAAGUCCAGCACAAAGGUUUCCCUCAGGGAAGGAGCACCUCUCCCUGGACAGAGGUGGUCAUGCACCUGGUUGAGGUCCUGGAGCUGGGACACUACUAGUCUUCCUCAUGUCCAGGCAAUAAAAUUAAGUAUAAAAUCCUUUAUAACAUCAUGGAGGAAAAACUUUGAGGCUUCGCACGUGGAUGUAGAUGCUGUUAGAACAAAUAUCUCUCUACUUUAGUGUCAACAGUCUUCCUGAGUAAAACAACUUUGAUCAAAUAUCUAUCAGAUUACACAGUUUGCACAAGUUUCUUCCAUUAAACCCCCAAAGAGAUGAUUUGCUCCCAAUUGACAUAAAAAAUAAGAUCAGACAAAGUGUUUGUUCCACAUUAAGUAGGCCGACAAUGCACAGUAAAAAAGCAGUAAACUUAUUUUGUCAGAUUUUAUGUUUGCUAGCAAUAGCAUCGUGUCAUAAUGUGCAAAUGCUGGGGUGUAAAUGUGUUAUACGAACAAUAAUCCUGAGCUCCAGAAAAUAACAAAUCUCUGCUUUAUCUUACAGCUGAAGAAGGUCCCUAUAGUGGACACAUACUGUUAAAUUGAAGUUUUUUCCCCCAUAAAAAAAUUCCAGCCAUGAAGAAUAAUUUCCAAACUUUCCCAUUUUGCGUACAUUUCAACAAAAAUGUUAGAGGAAAAAUAUUUUUAAAAACUAAAAAUAGUCCAAUAUCCUGGUUGCACAAGAGCACACAUAUGAAUGUGAUAAACCUGAAAUAGAGUUCAGCUGUUCGUGAUCGAUUUCCUUGACAUUCCCAUCCUUUAGCUCAAUGCGAGGUUACAGAGCAUCGAAAUCUUAUUGCAUAAAGGAGUCAGUUAUGAGAAGUGUAAGAAUAAAUAUACUCAUUGCUCAAUGACAGGAACCAAAACCAGAAGCCUUUCCAAAACUAAUUUAGACACUAGAGCGAAACUGGUCAGAGCCCAACAUGCCUGUAAAGUAAUUUCCAGCCAGUACAAGUUAUAUUCUACUCAUGAAAACACUCUCCUGUAUUCAUCAUCAUGUCUGAAAUAUGGAGGAAGUGCAGUUACAGCACAGACCACCACCAACUGAGGAAAAUUAGCUUGGCCGUAGGCAUUCUGUUUAAUCCCGCUCGAUUCUCAUCUCCCUUGAGUGCUCUGCCUGGGCUUUCUCCCGUUGAACUGGAUUCCUCCAUUUUCACCUGGGUCUAUGAGCGAACAGAAGAAGUUGAGAAUGACGUUGAUUUUCUGCUGUGCUUUAGAAUUGAAGUCAUCCUGUAGUUUCAGGAAUGGCAGCGGAGAAAGUGAGUAAAGCCAUUCAGUCUAUGUUGGCCAAGCUUCCACAUAUGGAAUUAGCUGCCUCGUUCAGCUCGAUCGCUUUUCUGUUCACGGUGGAGAAUGGUUGGUUACAGCACAAGCAAUUUCCAGUAAACUUCAUAGUAUCAGACUGGGGCAUUGCGUACAAAUCUUGGGCAAACAUUAGCAAAACAGCAUGAAAUUUAAAACCCCAACAAUUAGGCUGGCUAAAAACGUUUCAAGUGAAAAGUUGGAAUUGUAUAAGGAACGUGAAGACUUUUGAGAGCCGCUGCAUAUCCCAGGGUUUGACAAUACGUAGCCAAAGUGACAAAGCCAAACAUGUUAUGCUCUCCAGAUGCUACCCCAAUGAAAGCAGGGCUGGCGCAGGGUGAGUGAAAGGUGAGAAAACCUCAGUGAACUGGGUCGCCUGUCACAGAUGUAUGCACUUUCACUGAUCUGCCCUGGGGAAAUGAACCAGGAUCCAGGUGAGGGGUUCUGAACAAGCAUGCGAGUUUGAACCACAAGUCACAGUCUGUCAGCUGAAGGCGUUUGGUGGUCUGGAGUGUGUGUGUGUGUGUUGUUGUGGUUUUGUCUUUUUCCUUUACUUGACGGAGCACUUCACACCUCGGUCGGGGUCAGAGUCCACACCACUAUGAACCUGGUGCUCCCCCUGUGACCAAGUCACUUGAGACUGGAAUAACAUCAUCCCAUUCAGUUUGACAGGCUCACGCACAGAAACGCGUUCUGCGAACGGUGAAGGUCAACCGUCUGUGGUCGACUGGAUACACUGACCUUACUGAACUGGAAAUUAUGACCGCAACACUUUGUCUCCUUUAAGCAUCAAGUUAAUUCCACAAAUUUGUUUCAUAAAAUUAUUUAUUUCACAUCUGUGUACAUACCGACCUAUGAUGACUUUUGUAAAAACGGUUUCAGCUGCUUUAGCGUUUCUUUAAGAAAAUUAGUUUGUGCAGCUUCUGUCCUUCGGUAUCAAUAAUCCUGCAAAACAAAAUCAUUUCACAGGUUUGAUUUAACAUGUAGGAAGCUUUCAUGUCAGAUUUAGUCUUAAAUACAUUUAGAACAACAAAAAAAAAACCAUUACUUUAAACUCCAACAUUAGGACAAAUAGCCAGUCGUCAGUGCUGCUGAGUCGUGAUCGGGUUUAACUGCAAGCAAUGUGACCAGAUCUAGAUGACUGGGUCAGUGAACGCAGUUUCCGGCGAGUUUCAUUGAGCUUGCAGUUUACAUAUGUCACAACCAAAUAUUAGCGAUUGGGUAAAAUCAGAUCCAGUUGUUCAAAACUUACAAAGCAAUCGUUUAUCAAUAGCCGAGGAUCCAGAUUGUGUAUGAAACGAAACGUAGAACAAAGGGCUGGUUUAUAAUCAAGCUAAUUUUGUUUGAAGCAACCUCAAUUUUGUGCCUUUAGAAACUAUUAUAUUCAUGAACUACGCAAAAAUGUUUAAAAAAAAAAAAGUUUAUAUGGAAAAAUAAUUAAAGAUUAAUUAUUAAUUAUUAUUAAUUAUUAUUAAUUAAUUGUCAUUGAUUGAGGUUCUGACCCGGGUUUGAGUCAGUUGACUCUUCUAACAUCGGAUUUUACAAGCCCUGAUUAAUGCAUAAUAACUAAGUAACCUUCUGCCUGCAUAUCAGGCUUAUUAGAAUCUCAUCACUGCAUUUUCUUAUAAUAGAUUUUAUGAAAUUGCUUUAAGGCCUUGGCUGUCAAAUCUGGUACAGACUAAAAAACCUUGCACCAUCAAGAUAUAUAUAGGAUUAUAGUAGGUAUGAAACGUCCAAAGUUGGUAUGAAUUGAAUUGGUAGUUAGGUAGGAAUGGGUUUGUUCCCCAACAAAUGUCUCUAAAACAGGUGCAAAUUGCCACACAAUCUGUCCAAAACAUCCCAGAAUGCGAAGAAACGUCCUCCAACAUGUACAAUAACAGUACUGGAGGUACAACCUGACACACUGUUGGUCUGAAACAUCCCCAAAGCAGCUCUGAAUGGAUGCAUGAGUCUUAGGAAGUGAUUACUGUAGGGACAAACAGUCAGGUAGGAACGCGCGCCUCGUUUGCAACGAGUGGUGCGGUUCGGUACGUGACUUUGUCUGUUUUCAGAACACACUACCCCUGGUGCGCCUUGCAGGUUGUAGGUUUCAUUGGACAACGGUACGAUUAAGGCGAAGCUUCUGGCGUCACAAAACACGUGGUGGAAAGACUCCUGAAUCCGUCGUACUGUAAAAACAGUGCGACGGAUUCAAGCCUCAACGACCCGCGUUGCAGCGUUGUCGAUACGAACCGU
Molecule: messenger RNA, 6468 nt
Organism: Xiphophorus maculatus (southern platyfish)
Lineage: Eukaryota; Metazoa; Chordata; Actinopteri; Cyprinodontiformes; Poeciliidae
Gene: ankrd53
Product: ankyrin repeat domain 53
Exons: 5
Coding region: 1795-2997 (400 amino acids)
Biological process (GO): positive regulation of microtubule polymerization; mitotic metaphase chromosome alignment; regulation of mitotic spindle organization
Cellular component (GO): spindle pole
Molecular function (GO): protein binding
Source: RefSeq, a predicted model, not a curated record